UCUCCGGUACUGCCUCCACCACGGUCCCGCCAUGACAUUCCCCACCCUCAUGUACCGGAGGACGUUACAUGUCGUAACAGAAACCGGAAACCACUAAACGAAUUUCCGGUGACGUCUCAUAACGAGGAUGACGAGGAGCCAUAGGCGAGAGCUAAUUGCGCAACGAUUUGACAUGUAAAGCUACCUUUAAGGCAGUGGUUCACAAAAUCUGGGGUGUGGAGCCACUGCAGGUGUGGUGUGGAUAACCAGUUGAAAAAUAAAUCAAUUUAAAGUGAGUAAAUCUUAUUAUUUUUAAUGUUAAUGAGUGAUAAAACUGGGAUGUUUGGCAUGAACUUUUCAACUUCCUGAAGUGGGACAGUGAGACCCAGUGCUUUAAGGCAACUGCUCCAUCUGUGGAAAUGUGGAGCAUCUGUGGAGCACUGCUCUGUGCUCUAGUGGCAGCAUCAAGCGUCACACCUGUGUAUGCCCUGGAGUUCUGCCAAAGUAUUGAUCCUAAGUGUCACAAUCCUGACGACACAGCAGCAAAGAGCCAAUCACACACUGUCCAGUCCAAGUGGACUUUAAAUGCUUCAAGCCUCAUACACGAUCUGGACCAGUUCAGAGUCUCCUGUAAGAAGCUAACAGAGGCACUCCCAGUUGACAAGGUUGAUGGCAACUUUGUUCGCACUGUGAAGAACUGCAUAUUUUCCAAGUCCAUCCCAACCCCGCUGAAAGGUCCUUUAAGGUUGGCAGCAGUCUCUAAGGAUGCCAUUGAGGGGAUCUUAGAUUUAGAUAUGUCUGUGACUCAGUCAGAUGACUUCCUGCAUUAUGUGAGUGGUGCCAGGCUACUGCCGGGGUCUGUGCCACUUGCUCACAGAUAUGGAGGCCAUCAGUUUGGAUACUGGGCAGGCCAGCUGGGUGACGGUCGAGCACAUUUCCUCGGUCAGUAUUCAAACAGAAAAGGAGAAGUUUGGGAACUGCAGCUUAAAGGAUCUGGAAAAACACCAUAUUCAAGGUCAGGCGAUGGCCGUGCUGUAAUCCGGUCUUCUGUCAGGGAGUUCCUGUGCAGUGAAGCAAUGCAUUUCCUGGGUGUUCCCACCAGCAGAGCUGCCAGUCUAAUUGUUAGUGAGGAGCCGGUGUUGAGAGAUCAGUUCUACAAUGGAAAUGUGAAAACAGAGAGAGGAGCCGUAGUUCUGCGACUGGCCAGGUCGUGGUUUCGGAUUGGAUCAUUAGAAGUUUUAUCUCAAAGUGGAGAAAUAGAUCUCCUGAGAAUUUUGCUGAACUUUGUGAUAGGUGAACAUUUUCCUUUUAUAACUCCACAUGACCCAGAAAAAUAUUUAGUGUUUUUUUCCACAGUUGUAAAUGAAACAGCACAUCUGAUUGCACAGUGGGCGUCGGUUGGCUUUGCCCACGGUGUGUGCAACACAGACAACUUCAGUCUUCUUUCUAUCACCAUCGACUACGGACCGUUUGGCUUUAUGGAGUCUUAUAACCCCAAUUUUGUCCCCAACACGUCUGAUGAUGAAGGCAGAUACAGCAUUGGAGCUCAGGCAAAUGUUGGCCUCUUCAAUCUAGAGAAACUCUUGGUGGCUCUGAGUCCCGUGCUCACAGAGACACAACAGAAACAGGCAAGAAUUAUUCUAAAAGGAUAUGGUAAUAUUUACCAAAUGAGGAUUCACCAGAUAUUUAAAGCAAAACUGGGACUUCUUGGUGACGAUGAGGACGAUAACUACCUCAUUACCGUCCUGCUCAGAAUGAUGGAGGACACAGAGUCUGACUUUACCAUGACCUUCAGGGAGCUCAGCGAAAUAUCAGCUAAGCGGUUUCUUAACAGGAACUUCACACAGAUGUGGGCUCUUGAUGACCUGUCACGGCAUGAGCGCUUUUCUGAUUGGCUUAGCAACUAUCUGCUCCGGCUCAGUAGACAGCAGGACGAUAGCGAUUUGGAUCGUCAACACAGGAUGAAAAAUGUUAAUCCAAGAUAUGUGCUGAGGAACUGGAUAGCAGAGUCUGCCAUAAGGAAAGCUGAGAAGAAUGAUUUUUCUGAGGUGGAGCUGCUGCACCACGUCCUGUCCUCACCCUUUGUUACACAAGAGACUGCAGAGGAGGCGGGCUAUGCAGCAAGACCUCCACAGUGGGCAAGAAGGUUAAAGGUCAGCUGUUCCUCAUGAGUGAUUUCUAAAUAAAGAAA
Messenger RNA from Archocentrus centrarchus (flier cichlid), 2170 nucleotides. RefSeq names its product protein adenylyltransferase SelO-like. The transcript has 20 exons. The record is from RefSeq and is a predicted model, not a curated record. NCBI's taxonomy places the organism in Eukaryota, Metazoa, Chordata, Actinopteri, Cichliformes, Cichlidae. The coding region runs from base 399 to 2150 and encodes 583 amino acids.